Pseudophryne corroboree (corroboree frog) is the source of this 4641-nucleotide messenger RNA. RefSeq names its product keratin, type II cytoskeletal cochleal-like. The record is from RefSeq and is a predicted model, not a curated record. Bases 50 to 1438 code for a protein of 462 amino acids. Gene Ontology annotation, cellular component: keratin filament. Gene Ontology annotation, molecular function: structural constituent of skin epidermis. Gene Ontology annotation, biological process: intermediate filament organization; keratinization. The transcript is spliced from 9 exons. Lineage: Eukaryota; Metazoa; Chordata; Amphibia; Anura; Myobatrachidae.
UGGCUCUGGACACAGGAAUUUCAGCUCCUCCUCAGCCUGCAUACCAACUAUGAACAAACAUGGUGCUAGCUCCUUCAACACAAAGAAAGUAUCCAUUGGCCAUAAGAUGUUCCCAAGUUUUGGUAGCAAAAGUGUGUAUAGUGUUGUCUCAGGUGGACACAAGAUGUCAUCUGGGAGUUUCCAUCCAGCAAGAAUUGGACAUGGAUAUGGUCACAGUUUUGGAGGAUCUAGCCACGGAUAUGGUGGAGCAGCUUCCUCUCCAGGAAUCACCUCUGUUACUGUAAACCAAAGUCUCUUGGCACCACUCAACCUGGCCAUCGACCCAAACAUCCAGAGAGUGAGAACUGAUGAGAAAGAUCAAAUCAAAGGUCUUAAUAACAAGUUUGCCUCUUUUAUUGACAAGGUACGAUUCCUUGAACAACAAAAUAAGAUGUUAGAAACCAAAUGGUCUCUUUUACAAGAUCAGAAAAUGGGCAGUUCUCAGAGUGAACCUCUCUUUGAGGCUUUUAUCAGCAACCUCAGGAGACAGCUGGAGAGUCUCACAUGUGAGAGAGCGCGUCUAGAGGCAGAGAGAAGAGCUAUGGAGGAAACAGUGGAAGAAUUCAAGGAAAAAUAUGAAGAGGAAGUGAACAGGCGCACAGCUGCAGAAAAUGAAUUUGUCAACCUGAAGAAGGACGUUGAUGAAGCAUUUAUGAAUAAGGCUGAACUACAAGCUAAGGUCGACUCAAUAUCAGAUGAAAUCAACUUCCUGCGCACCCUGUUUGAUGUGGAAAUUGCUCAGCUCCAGGAUCAGAUCUCAGAUACCUCAGUGGUUGUGUCUAUGGACAACAGCCGAGACCUGGACUUAAACAGCAUCAUCACAGAAGUUAAAGGUCAUUAUGAAGAGAUUGCUAAUAAGAGCAGAGUAGAGGCUGAGUCAUCAUACCAAACCAGGUACGAGGAGCUGCGUAUGACUGCUGGCAGACAUGGCGAUGAUCUCCGUAACACCAAGCAGGAAAUUGCUGAACUUAAUCGUGCCAUUCAGAGGCUUAAAGCAGAAAUUGAUAACGUGAAAGACCAGCGGGCUAAAUUGGAAGCUGCCAUAUCAGAAGCUGAAGAGCGUGGAGAGGCGGCUGUCAGAGACGCCAAGAACAAGCUGACUGAGCUGGAGGAAGCACUGCAGAAGGCCAAGCAGGACAUGGCUCGCCAAAUGAGAGAAUACCAGGAGUUAAUGAAUGUCAAACUUGCCUUGGACAUAGAGAUCGCCACCUACAGGAAACUGCUAGAAGGAGAGGAAUGCAGGAUCACUGGAGGCGGUAAUGACUCUGUCAGCAUCUCUGUCCUACACUCCAGCAGCGGAGGAGCACACGGAGGAAACGGACAUCACCACAAAAGCGGAUUUAGCAGCGGCAGUUUAUCCUCAGGAAAAUACAGCUCCGGAUAUGGCCAUGGCUAUUAAGGCAGAUGUGGCUGUUCUUUAGUUUUGCAGAUGCCAAUCACAGCUUAUGAAACCUAUAUAAAGAAAGGAGUAAUCAGGAAUAAUUGGGUACUUUCCAGAUUAUACUAAAAGUAAUAGUUUAUGCCACUUUCAUUUAUUGAAUGUGAAAAUUGUCCCAAACCACCCACAGACCACCCGAAUCUUGCUACUUCUAGAGACACUAAUUCCUUCUGGUUUCUCCACACCCAUUUGAGACACUGGAAAUAAGAACAUAAAACCACACUUACCUGCUUUACAUUUCUCCUCUCCGGGAGAAAGCCGGAGAGGAGACGCUGCAGGGAACUUCUUUGGGGGGGAGGUGGGCUGGGUUCUGACAUCAUCAAAGCCCUUCUCUAUCUUGGGAAAACGUUGCAAUUCGCAGGUCAGUGGGAAGGGGAUGGGGCUAAAAUAACAUGAUUUGCAUCAUUUUAGCUCCUCCCCACGGACAUGGGAAGGCCGGCGAUUAUCUCUUCAUCCUGUCCGCUUUACUAGGGUGCGGGCAGGGUGCAGGAGAUCUGUCUGCUUUCCUGAAGUAGGCCCAUAGCUAUAGCUUGAAGUUGUUCUAUUAGUUGCAUUCUUUCAGUGCUGCCAUUUUGCAGUAUGUGCUGACCAAUACUCAGCCUAUCAGCACACUGGUGAUAAAUGACAUCACUGGGCAAGGGGUAAAGGCUACAUUCACUUUAGAAAAUGGCUGCUCCGCUGUGCAGAGGCGACAGGUAAACUUUAACAUCAUUAUGAGAAUAUAUAUUAAACAUUCAAUUGUAAAGCGUAACAGAAUAUGCUGCGCUAUAUAAGAAACUGUUAAUAAAUAAUAAAUAAACAGCAUUAAGUCACAGAUAAUCUUUCUUCUAGUGAUAGUCUUCUGGCUUCCUCCGGAGAAGCAAAGCAUGACAAAACAUAUUUACAAAGGUUUUUCGCACUACAUGUAUCACCACCCAUCUCAGGAUGGUGAUAGCAGGGUAUUAUUACUAGAACAAAAUGCUUUAUUACUUAAAUGAAGCAUUUUAGACAUUUUGAUAUAUAUUUUUUAACAUUAUUUUCAUUUUCUUCUCAAGUUUCCACAAAAGUGGCAUUGGAUGACCAAGUCUGCGCAUGCAUCAGCCUUGGCUCCGCACUGGCCUUCUCAGGCCAUAAUUUCACUCAGCAGAACAUCACUCAGCUACCCUGGCACCAGGGGUGUAGCUAGGGUGGCUCCGGUGGAGCGCAAGCUCCGGGCGCCAGAAAAGAUAGAGGGCACACUGUACAGGCAGCCGCAGAGCAGGAGAAGGAGCACACUGAUUCAGAGACGAGGUAGGGAACAAGGCAGGCCAGAGGCGACAGCAGGAGGCAUUGAUAGUCGGCACAUGCUGGAGCUAUGCUGCCCUCUUUAUAUGUCUCACUGUCUGCUUAUAGCUGUGCAGCAGGGCUACUUCUGUCCUGCUAGACCACUCUCUGCCCCAGCUGCUGCAGCACCUCUUUCUGCCUUGGCAGCUGUAGCACCUCUCUCUGCCCCGGCUGUUGCAGCACCCCUCUCUGCCCCAGCUGCUACAGCACCUCUCUUUCGUUGAUGCUGCAGCACCUCCCUCUGCCCCAGCUGCUGCUGCAGCACCUCUCUCUGCAUUAGAAGCUGCAGAGUAAGAUGUAUAAGAGGGUCUACUGUGGCAUAAUGUGAGUAAUUGGCUCUACUGUGGUGUUACGUAAUGUGUAUAAGCGGCUCUAAUGUGUAAUAGUUAUAAGCAGCUUUACUGUGGUGUAACGAGUAUAAGCAGCUAUACUAUGGUGUAACGUAUGUAAGCGGCUCUACUGUGGAGUAACGUGUAUAAACGGCUCUACUGUGUCAUAACAUUUAAAGGCGGCUCUACUGUGUUAUGUAACGUGUAUAAGGGGCUCUUCUGUGUGGCAUAAAGUGUAUUAGGCGUACUACUGUGUGGUGUAAUGUGAAAAACGGACAAUACUGUGUUGUGUAAUCUGAAUUGGUACUAUUUUGUUUACAUGCCCCUUCCCCAUUAAGCCACUCCCUUAUAUUUUUGUUGUGUGCCUUCGGCGCACACUGAUCCUGUUUUAAACAUGGGAAGCACCCAAAGGAAAUUUUCGCCCUGAGCUCCACAAGGUCUAGAACCGGCUUGUCACCAGGAUUUUUCAAUAUUUUUUCUUUUCAAAUGAAAUAUGCCCCUAAUUUACUACAGGGGAGGGGAUGGUGAAACUUACCCUUGCUCUGGGCACCAUGGCACCUAACUACACCUCUGCCUGGCACAGCUUUACUGGUAAAUUACGGCAGCAGAUUUUCUAUCAUUGUGAUAGGCCGCAAUAGAAAUUAAUUACUUCAGCCACCUAUUGGUAAAUAGACCCCUCAGUUAUAAACAGUAGUUUAAUUUCUUUACAAUUAAGAAUAUUUUUCGCUGUCUGUGACAUAGGAAUAUUUACCUAGAGCCCAACCUUUAUCAACAGCAUCUGCCUUCUACAUCUGUAUCUUCUCUGCCAGUAAUAAACUACUUAUGUUCAUUUGCAAACAAUACGUGAUUCUACCGUUAUUUUUGAUAUUAUAUAAAUAGUAAUAUUAAUACAAAGCGCAACGUAUUUGCAAAUGGUUCCUAAUGAAGACAUAAAAUAAUAAUGUGUUUACCAUCCUCAUGAAUACAUAACAUUAAACCAUGCAGAAACAUUAAUAAGCAGGCUCAUUUGCAUAAAGGACAAAGUAGCUGUGUAUAUAACCUGUACAAUGUGUAAUGGGUCAUCACAUGGUGACAGUAAUGCUAUUGUUAACAUAUAUCUGUAAGGUGAUGGUAAAAGAAACAUGCAUGUGAGCUUUUCAGAUGUUAUUCCAAUAGAAACCAUGGCGUGGACUGUCCUAAUGGCAUACCACUCUGUGAGAGUACAGUAUGUAGUCACUUUGUUAACCAAAAUGUUGACAGCAUAAUACCGACAUGGUGUGGAUGUUGUCAUCCGAUUUUAGGGUAAGGGGUUGGCUGUAAUUCAGGACUGAUUAGGACUAGACUGUAGUUGGCAUAGGGUUAGGUUUACAUUGAAAAUCCUACUGUCAACAUUGUAACUGUCCACAUUAAGACAACGGCGACAUUGUGAAUGCCAACUUUUUAAAUGUCAACAUUCUGAACAUGUCGAUAUUAUGCUGAAUGUUGACAUACUGAGUAUCAAUAAAUAUACCAUAUACUUUAUAGUACAUGAAACGGAAUAAAAUGUAUUUGCUA